CCUGAAGUAUACCCGUCUAUUUUGUGUGAAAUUUACUGACUUUCAAGAAAAUGGAGAAACAACCAGAGAAAGUAGAUUUACAAGAGCAAGAACGUGCCCUGUCUCACAUCAAAAUCCUCUCCGCUAUAGGCCUCUUUCUUGGAAUCUGCAGUGUAGGAAUCGGUAUUGCUGUGCUUUCAUUACUGGACGGUGCCAGUUACCCACUUACAACAGGAACCGGUAUUUGGUUUGCAGCCAAUCCAAUAGCAUUUGGGAUAGUAGGAAUCGCUGCUGCUCUAUCAACAAAUGAAAACACACGAAAGAGAUUGUUGACCGGACAUUACGUCACGAGCAUUCUCCUGAUGUCACAGGGUUACGCCUUCGCUACUGCUAUACAGGGUGUGAUAGAAUGCAGCAAUGGCAGUGAAAAAUGUGGAUCAAACGCUGAUGCCAAGGCUGCUCUCCGAGGAGUUCUGAUUGGAAUUAUCUUUUUCCUUUAUGUGGUAGGCAUCUUUUCUAUUGGAAUUCAUAAUAGAAAGAGACGAGUUCUGCACCCAGAUUGGAAAGGAAGAUGCUGUGGUACAUCAUGGGAUUAAAUACAUUUUUUUCAGCAUUUAGCAACAAGGAGGACUUUUUGUCAGUUGUUUUCUAUCACCAUGAAUCCCGUGUGUUCCCGUGUGUGAAUUUGUUUGAAACUGUCUGCAGGAUUAGCAACUGAUCUUGACCACUUGGUAGUGACUAUAUACAGGCAGUGCUUUUUGAAGCAAACAAUUAUCUGUUGCGAGCUAUAUCUGAUUAAUGUGUUUUUAAGUCAUCUGAGUCACUCAAGUGACCUACUGCUAUCUAUAUUUUCGUUCGUCGUCGUGCGAUGUGUAUGUCGUCCGUUAACAUUUGAACAUUUUCAGCUUCCCAUCUGGAACCGCUGAACCAACUCCAACCAACAUGUAUGAAUGAAAGGAACAAAGUUUGUGAAUUUCAUGGUCCCUGUCCACCUAGGGCUUGAGGGAUGGGGCUAAAACCAUCAAAAUUAGUGCUAUUUUUAAAAAAUCUUCUUCUUUACUCCUAGACAUCAAGCAGUUGAACUGUUGUCAUGAUUGUAAUAAGAAUUGAGUCCUCUACCACAAUUUUGACCCAGAGUCAGGGGUUCUAGUGCUAAGGCGGGGCUAUAUUGAUCAUAUAAUGUCUAUGCAUUAAUUCUUUGAAAAUCUUCUUGAAGUGAAAGUUGCGGGUCUUUCGGAUGAGACCUUAAAAACCGAGGAUCCGUGUCACGGUAGGUGUUGGCACGAUAAAGAACCCUCGCUGAUCAAUGGUCCUGAGUGCCGAGUAAAGGUCUCAAUUUGAAGCCCUUCACCGGUAUAUGGUGACGUCUCUGUAUGAGUGAAAAAUUCUCAAACGGGACGUAAAACAACAUAAAUCAGUCAAUCAAUCAAUCAAUCAAUCAAAGACCAAGAGAGGCCAAUGUGAAAGAUUAUGAUAUGGAAUUAAAAAUAGUACAGAAGCACUUAUAGUUUGUUAAUAGUCUGCUUGGUUAUAGUGAUAUAUUGGGGACAGAUUUGAACUUAAUGUAUGAGUUGAUACUGAAUACCAGACUAAUUAUUUCGUUGCUUCUGAUCAUCCUAUUUCUACUAGCUUUGUUCGAACCUGUCUUAAACCUAAUAUUAUU
Molecule: messenger RNA, 1642 nt
Organism: Saccostrea echinata
Lineage: Eukaryota; Metazoa; Mollusca; Bivalvia; Ostreida; Ostreidae
Exons: 4
Coding region: 51-575 (174 amino acids)
Source: RefSeq, a predicted model, not a curated record